This is a messenger RNA of Mercurialis annua (annual mercury), 4788 nucleotides long. RefSeq lists its product as uncharacterized. The record is from RefSeq and is a predicted model, not a curated record. The transcript is spliced from 10 exons. Gene Ontology annotation, molecular function: nucleic acid binding. Lineage: Eukaryota; Viridiplantae; Streptophyta; Magnoliopsida; Malpighiales; Euphorbiaceae. Bases 1 to 4788 code for a protein of 1595 amino acids.
AUGACGUCUCUCCAAAACCCCAAAACCCUUCCACCACCACCACCGUUAUCCCCUCCGGUCAUCUAUUUCGAGAACUUCCCGGAACAAUGGUUCUUUUCUGACCUACAGCGAGCUUUUGCCAAGUAUUUCAUUCAGGGACGGGUUACGUUAGCUCGUAAGAAGAAUCGAGCGAAUAAGAGAUUUGGGUUUUUGCAUAUGGAACCAAAUCAGGAUGUCAGGGAUACUCUUUAUCGCUUGAAUAAUGUUUUUAUAGGCUCAUGGAGGAUUCGUGCGUUUAUUUCCAAAUACCCACAAGCAAACCCAAACCCUAAACCUACAACCUCAGCUCCAAUUGUUACUAGGGUUCCGAAACAGAUCAUUCAUCAUUCUAUUAGGGAUUCUAGAUCGUACGUUGACGUGGUUAACAGAACAGCGAUUGCAUAUACCUCUCCUUUGGAUGUUGGAAAAUUACAGAAGACCUCGGUUAUUGUUACGCUCAAACAUAUUACAGAUGUGCUUCAUGUUGGGUCUUAUUUGCAGAAUAGAGGGAUUGGUUUUGAGUCUUAUUCGCUCCUUGGCGGUUUUCAAGUUCUUCUGAAUUUCUUCAAUCAUGAUGACCAGAUGCAAUUUAUGAAGAUAUUUCCCACGCUUGCAGAGUUCUUCGUUUUGGUAUCUCCAUGGAAUGGAUUUUUCACCUCAGGACAACGCUUUGUUUGGAUUUCCUUCACUGGAAUUCCAUUGAUAGCAUGGGAUGAAGGAUUUUUCACUUUGUUGGGAAAUCAUUUUGGUAAUACUAUUUCUGUUCGUCCGUUGGUUUCGAGCAAAGAGCGUAUGGACUCCGGGUCUGUUUUGAUUUCUACUUCUGAAACACAUAUAGAAUGUGAUUUUUACGUGAAGGUUAACAAUAAGGAGGUUCCCAUUCAUGCCUCAGAAUCAGAUAUUCCUAUUUCGCUAGACAUUAUGGAAGAGGACUCUUCAGAAUAUACUUCUGAUUCUGAAGGAAAUUCUCUUAGCAAGAAAUCUGGAGAUGAUGAGCGACUCCUUUCUGUUUUGGCAGGAGAAUCAGAUGUGCAAGCUGGUGAUACGAGAUCUAAGGAGCUUCCUUCAAUCCAGAAUUCCAGUAGGUCUUCUGACGUAACCCCAAAAGGAUCCCUCCAUACCUGUACGCAAAACACAUAUGAUAUUGCAGCAGCUUCAGAUGGCUUAAUUAAAGGGUGUAACAAACAGAUCCAAUCUGUUUCGCUGAUUGAGGAAACAGCUGAUAUGAAAGCGCAGAAGACAUGGGCAGUGGGAUUACAGAUGGGUAUUUUCUCGCCUAAUAAUGAACAAGCAAUUAUUAGUCUUCUAUCUCAAGGGAUUUUAGGAGGGUUAUCCUUUUCUAGAAAACAGAGAAUUAUUCGUUCGUUUGUUAGCAAACAUGCUCUUUCUCUUGUUGGUCUUAUCGAAACAAAGAAAGAAAUUAUUGAUGAUUUUCUUUCUUCUCGGCUUUGGCCAAAUGGGGAUUAUUGCUUUUGUUUUUCGCCGUCUUCGGGAGCUUCAGGAGGUCUAUUAUGCUUAUGGGACAAGAGGGUUCUAACAGCUUGUUCAAUUAUUACCGAUUCUCGCUGGAUUUGUAUUGACUUUCAGUUUUACUCGACUGUUUUCAGAUUUAUCCUUGUUUAUGGAUGCUCUUUAGCUGCUGAAAGGAUCUCAUUAUGGGACAAUCUAGCUCCUUACUUAUCCUCUGGGGGUCCUUGUAUUCUGGUGGGAGAUUUUAACGAAAUACUUCAGCCGUCUGAAAGAUUAAACUGCAAUGCUUAUUCGGCCAGUAUGGUUCAGUUUGCUGAAUUUAUUCAGUCGUCUAAUUUGGUGGAGGCAACUCUUCAUGGUCGUUUUUUUUACUUGUUUUUUUCCUCUUGGCCUAAUCUGUCUCUUCAAGCCUUAUCGAGGAAUUUUUCAGAUCAUUGCCCGAUUUUAUUUAGAUCUGCAGUUCAUGUUGAUUGGGUUGGAAGGAUAUUUCGGCUGCUUUUUCCUAAUGCCAACCUUGUUAUAAAGCUAAGGGAACUAAGAAAGCGUAUCAAAAAUUCUAUUAAUGACUUGGAAGGAUCGGAAGAUGUUAGAUCUUUGUCGGACAUUGAGAUUUCUCUUUUAGCUUCUCUGCGUAAUGAUUUUAAUUCGGUCUCUAGUCAGAUUGAAUCUUUGUGGCUUCAAAAAUCUAGGCUUAACUGGAGUCUCUUCGGCGAUAAGAACUCUAAAUUUUUCCAUACAGCAGCUGUAGUACACUCUCGGAGUAAUCGGAUAACGAGUAUUACUGUCCAUAAUCAUUGUUACUCAAAGCCAGAAGAUGUCAAACACCAUGUUCAUUUAUUCUACAAGAAUUUAUACAGCCGCCAUUCUUCUUCGCCUUACUCUCUUGACUCUUUGGACAUUCGCCAACUUUCUGAUGUUCAGGCUGCCGAUCUGUGCAACUCUUUUUCCGAAGAGGAAAUUUUUUCGACUCUCUCUGGUUGUGAUGAAAAUAAAGCCCCGGGUCCGAAUGGUUUUAAUUAUUUUUUCUACAAAAGAGCUUGGCCUAUUCUGAAACAAGAUUUGAUGGAUCUUUUCGGCACUUUUCAUAGUUCAAGUACCUUCCCCGCGGGUCUGAAUACUGCAUUUCUGGUGCUCAUUCCAAAGUUGGCAGGCGCUUCAGAUGUUACUGAUUUCAGACCUAUUAGUUUGAUCAACGGCAUCUUUAAACUUCUAUCCAAAGCUCUAUCGAACAGGUUAGCUCCGCUCCUCCCUUUAAUUAUCUCUGAAAACCAAUUUGGUUUUAUUAAAGGUAGGAGCAUCCAUGAUUGUCACAUGAUUGCUUUCGAGUUGAUUCACUUGGCUCAUCGUCGUAGAGAUCAGAUGUUUCUUAUUAAGCUCGAUUUUAAAAAAGCAUUUGACUCAAUCUCAUGGGAUUUUAUUCUUAAAAUGCUUGUCAAGAUGAAUUUUAGCACCACUUGGAUAAAAUGGAUAGCGUCCUUCUUUGAUUCGGCUCAACUUUCGGUUUUAAUUAAUGGAAGUCCUAGUCAAAAUUUUAAGAUGGAAAGAGGAGUUCGGCAGGGCGAUCCAUUGUCUCCGAUGCUUUUUGUCCUUGCGGUGGAGGGCCAUAAAGCUAUGCUUUCAAAGGCUGUUGAAAUUAAUUUAAUUGAUGGAAUUUUGGUUGAUGGGUAUUCGGAGCCAGUUUCUAUUCUACAAUUUGCUAAUGACACUUUGUUGUUCUUGCCUAAUGAUUUGGAGAUGGUGAACAAUCUCCUUCGGAUUUUAAGAUGUUUUGAGUUGGUUUCCGGGUUACAAAUCAAUUUUCAAAAGUCUGCAAUCAUCGGUAUUUAUGUUGAUAACACUUCUUUAGAAUCCGCUUCUUCUAUUCUUGGCUGCAAGAUCGAUUCAUUGCCUAUUACCUAUCUUGGUUUACCAUCGUCUCUGAAACCGGUAAAAGAAAAUUUAUGGAACCCAGUUGUUUGUAAUUUUUCAUCUCGUUUGGCUACUUGGAAGUGUAACCUAUUAUCUCCGGCGGGUCGUCUCAUCUUGAUAAAGUCGGUGCUUAGUAGUCUUCCGGUCUAUUUUCUGGGUUCGCUUCGUAUUCCUCAAUCGGUUGUCCAAAAUUUAGAGCGAUUGAUGCGUAGAUUUCUUUGGAGUGGCAAUGUUCAAAGUUCGGGCUUUAGCAAAGUAGCGUGGAAAGAUGUGUGUAUUCCUUUCGAGGGUGGGCGUCUGGGUAUUACUCCUUUGAGGAUUAAGAACCAAAGUCUUCUCACUAAAUGGAUUUGGAAAAUUAUGACGGUUACUCGCUCUUCUCUUUGGUUUAUGGUCGUAACUUGUAGCAAUGGCUUCUCUCGUUGGUUCGAGCUUCAAAUGGCAGAUUCUCGCCAUCUUUCACACAUUUGGCGCGACAUUUUUGUUGUCUGCAUUCGUAAUCAGUUCAGUUUGGUUUCUAAAGUCUUCAACAGUUCUCAGCGUGCUUUUGCUUUUAACUGGCGUAGACGUUUGCGUGUUGGGGAAGCAGCUCAGUUGGAAGAUUUACAGCAGCUAUUAUCAGGUAUUGUCCCUUCUUCUCUCAUUCAAGAUCAGUUUUUCUGGCUGGGGAAUCAGAUUUACUCUCCGGCAAGUAUGGUGAAGGCCCUCUCUUCAUCUUCCAUUCUGUCAUCGUCAGCUCGGCUAACUAAGUCAGGCUAUUUUUGGAGAUUUAAAAUUCCUCCUCGGAUCUUGUUCUUCAUGUGGUUACUAUGUAGAGAUAGAAUUUCUUCCAAUAUGAUCUUGGUUAGAAGGGGUGUUCUUAAUCAGGAUUUUUCUUCAUGCUUGGCUUGUCGGGAAGCAGAAACAAGCUUGCAUAUAAUUCUUCACUGCAAUGUUGCGAUUCAAACGUGGAAUAUUAUUCACAGGCGAUGUAAUCUUCUUUGGGCAGCUCCUCCUUCAAUCUUCAACUUCUUUGAUUACUGGUGCUCAAUUGCUAAUAGAAGACACAUUAAUCUUUGGAGAACACUUUGGUUUUUCUUGGGCGUGGCUUAUUACAAAGACAUUAAUAAGGGUUUUGUUUAUACCGGGAAUGAUGUUCUUUCCAAUCUUCAUUUCUUCUGUCAUAAUGUUGGUAUAUGCAUCGGCACUGGAUUUAUCUACCGAUUUAUAGGUUCUAAAAUCGAUAUAGCACUUAUUGUCGGAUUUACAGGUUUAGGAUUUUAUUGUUUGGUGAUUCUGUUUUUUGCAACAUAUUCCAUUAGUGGAUAUUUGAAGAAGAAAAAACUAUUGGAUGCUCAAAGGCGUCCUGUACCCGCUCAGAAUCAGAGGCUGCAAAUUGAAAACAGGGUUUAG